Molecule: messenger RNA, 2830 nt
Organism: Mytilus californianus (California mussel)
Lineage: Eukaryota; Metazoa; Mollusca; Bivalvia; Mytilida; Mytilidae
Exons: 13
Coding region: 81-2765 (894 amino acids)
Biological process (GO): vesicle-mediated transport
Source: RefSeq, a predicted model, not a curated record
UAUCCUAUUGUUCACUGAGAAAUCAGAUAAAAUCACGUGAUCAAAAUUUGUAUACAAAGUGAAAGUCAUAUGACUGAAAAAUGGCCGUUGUUGGGAAAAAUGGCAUGGGAAAAUUCUUUAUUUAUGAUCACAACAAACUUAAAAAGGAAGAAGACGAUUUGAAAGAUGCUAUUGUCUAUUUUUAUCCAAUAAUCACAAGUGCAGAUGAACAAUGUGCCCUGUGUGGACAGUUAAUGGGUUUGUCUGAAUUCCUACAGGCCACAAUCAGCGAGUCUGUUCCAACUUUCUUCAAAUUACAGAACGAGAAGUAUUGCUUAAAAAGAGUUGGUAGUUACACUAUGGGAUUAGAAGGAUCUUUAAAUGACAGUGACUUUCAUAUGAAGAAACAAUUGAAUUUCUUACAUGAUUCAUUUGUAAUGUUCUGUGGAAGUAUUCAAAAUAUAGUACAGCAAUUUGAGAAUAAUUAUGCCGGAUUUGUGGAUGCACUACAGAAGAUAUGGGAUGUGCUAUAUCCAUCAGGUUGUUUCUAUAACAACUUUAUAAGUCAAGUGUUUCAGAUAGUACCAAUAGUACACUUACCCAAGAGUGGAAGUGAACUGUUUUGUCAAGCAUCAUAUAUUUUACAAUCUAGUCAAAGAAGACCUGGGGUACAUGUUGGUGCUAUACUUUACAAAAACAAAGUGUUAUGUACACAGAUGCCACCUGAUCUCACACGUAAACUGAUUCUUGUUAAACCUGAGCUGCCAUGUAUCCAUUUAAAUACAGAUUUUGACAUAUCUCGUAGCAUGCGUAUGAUUACAGUUUACCUAACGAAUGACGAAUUGAAUGAAAUUGACAAAUCUUUUAAACCUAGUGACAGGCAUAAUCACCCUUCAAAAUUUGUAUGGCAUGAAAGUAUGGUACACAAAACAAACGUACCUAAAACUAAACUGGCUCCAAGUCCUUAUAAAGUAGUAAUGGAGAGUAUUCCAGAAAAAGAAACUUUAGACUCGUACAUUCAUUCUGUAGAAAAUAAAGAUGAUAGAUUAAAUUCAAAUAUUAUAGUGUGGAAAACACACGACGAGCAAUCCGAAUCUUCUGAUGAAUCUCGUAGACGUUCUGUAAUUGGAAAGGAAGAUAUUAUUGAAACUAUAAGCGAUCUAGAAGAUGGAGAUCACGGGAGUAUCCAUCGCAAUGAACGUAUAGAAAAAAGUAUUUAUGAAAAACCUGAACAUACCGUUGAUAUUCUGGAUGGUCAUGUUGUAAUGAAAUCUCAAGUUAUUCAUAGUGAUAGUUCAAUUAAUAAAGCAACUGACAAUAAAAUAAUUGUUGAAGCCACGAUACAUGAUAUUGGGGUUCAUGAUAAUGAUAAUGGUGGGCAUUUGGAAUGUAACUUUAACGAAAAUGGAUCUUUCCAGAAAUCGGCAGUGCAUGAGGAAAUAGCUGAAGACAAUUUGCGAAUGGACUAUAAUAAAACAGACAAUAACCGGACUCUAGGAAACAUCAAUCAAGCUAGCUUAGCUGAACAACAAAAUCAAAAUAUAUCUAAACCAAGAACAUUAACUGAUGAGAAUGACACCCUACACCUUCAGGGAACCUCAGAGGAGGAUAAUAUAGGAUUUUUGAAUAAUCAAGAUGUUAAAGUGGAUUGUUUAUAUGAAUGUUCAUGCGGCUGUGUGACUGUUCAGAAUAAUUCAGAUUCACAUGUCAAUUUAGUAAAGUUCAAUACAUUUACAAAUACGCACAAUGUUCCAAAAGGAAAUAAAACUCAUUUCAAACAAGAUGACGAUGAAAGUAAAACAAAUAGUUCUAGAAAUGAUGGACAGAACAUUAAAGUAAAUGAUAUAAACUAUGAUGAAGUAUUUAUAGAUCCAGAGCAAACAGGUGAUACAGAAAAUGCAAAUUAUAAGUUCGACCUAAACUUAAGAUUAAAAAAGCAACACACUAAGAAUGAAAAUUCUAGUUUCUCUUCGAGAGUUUCAUCUGACGGUGAAGUAGGAUUAUCCAAGUCAGGGUUUGAUAAUGCUUCUGAAGGUUCCGGAAGUAAAGAGGAAACGGAUGGGUCAUUUUCCGAUAUUGCUUCUUUAUCAACAAGCAGACGAAAGGAACGAUUUGAUUUUCAAUCGUCGGCUGACGAAUCCUCAUCUGAAUAUAGUUUAUUUUCAAAACGACCAAGCUUUGAUAGAAAAAUGAGAUAUUUAGGCGACAUUGACUCCAUGCCCAAUUCCUUACAAAGUACUUUGCAGAACUCUGGCUCGUCAUCUCUCCAGUCAAGCAUUACCCUGCGUUCACAAGGACUAGAGGAUGAAUCAGAUACUAAUCAGUUAUGGACACCCCAACAGGAUAAUUUAUACCAGAUGACCCUUUAUAUCCAGGGCCAAGCUGCAAAUCAGUCUAGCGAGACCUCAAUGAUACUUCUGCUGGAAAAUGAUAUCUCCAGAGAUAAAUCUGUUGUACAUUCUUUGUGGAAAGAUGCUUUACCUCAGUUGGCUGAUCUAGAUUUUUAUGUCAAAGAAAGUGUAGAACAACAUCUUGAUGAGGGUUUUAUGGAAACAACAAGCUUUUUGAAAUAUGAUACAUUGUCUAAUCGGAUUGAAGGCAAUGAACUUGAUGUUCCUGUAAAUGAAGAUUUUCAGAAGUUAGCAGGAGAAGUCCACAAAGAUUACCAAGAGAAUAAAGACCUCAGUAGUAUAGCUCUGACUAGCCACCUUUGUAGCUGCAAUAGCAGUAGAGAUAUAACAAAUGAACUCUAUUAUCAUGUAGAUGGACAAACUUCCAAUAGAUAGAAUGAUUAUCCUUAUCCAUGUCAGCAUAGUCUGUGAUAUUUUAAUAAAUUAAAUACCAAAAACUA